Messenger RNA from Epinephelus lanceolatus (giant grouper), 2769 nucleotides. RefSeq names its product glucoside xylosyltransferase 1. Gene Ontology annotation, biological process: protein O-linked glycosylation via N-acetylgalactosamine. The record is from RefSeq and is a predicted model, not a curated record. Gene Ontology annotation, molecular function: UDP-xylosyltransferase activity. Lineage: Eukaryota; Metazoa; Chordata; Actinopteri; Perciformes; Serranidae.
ACGGUUAUUAUUAAACGCUAGUUUCUGUGUCAUGACUUUAGCCCCGAGUUGCGUUUUCAAACUCCAAAAUGCGGCGUUACAUUCGUGCACUAAUGCUGUGCACGGUGUUUGCCGUGUUUUCGGGCUUGUACGUGUACAGUAAACUGCUCUACCCGGACGUAUCGGUCGGUGGGAACGGACCAAAGAGGGGCUUCAUCCCACCGAGAGUCCCCGGAGGCAGGCGAGGGGCCGCGGACAAAACUGGGCCCCAAAGCCCACACUGGUACAAUAGGUACAUCAUGCGCCAGCGAGGCCAGAUGGAGGCAGGUGGUGGCAGCACCCAGAGCAGACCUGAACCUCCCAUGCACCUGGCUGUGGUGGCCUGUGGGGAGAGGCUGGAGGAGACUCUCACCAUGAUCAAGUCUGCUGUGCUUUUUAGUGUCAAGCGCCUCCACCUGCACAUCCUCGCUGAAGAUCAGUUACACGCCAGCUUCAUGGAAGCCCUGGAGUCGUGGCCUGAUUUUAUCCGCUCCAGGUUCAACUACACAGUCUACUCCAUCAGUUUCCCCAGUGAGAACGCAGCUGAGUGGAAGAAACUCUUCAAGCCCUGCGCUUCUCAGAGGCUCUUCUUACCUCUGAUCCUAAAGGACGUCGACUCGAUCGUGUACGUCGACUCAGACAUCCUCUUCCUGCAGCCUGUAGACCGCCUGUGGGCGUUCCUGUCCCAGUUUAAUUCCUCCCAGCUGGCUGCCAUGGCACCGGAGCACGAGGAGCCCCGUAUCGCUUGGUACAACCGCUUUGCCCGCCACCCCUUCUACGGCAGGACGGGCAUCAACUCGGGGGUCAUGCUCAUGAACAUGACGAGGAUGAGAAACAUGUUCUUCAAGAAUGACAUGACAGCUGUGGGGCUGCGUUGGGAGGAGCUGCUGAUGCCUCUACUUCAAAAAUACAAACUCAACAUAACCUGGGGAGACCAGGACCUUCUCAAUAUUAUUUUCCAUCACAACCCUGAGUGCUUGCUGGAGUUUCCGUGCCAGUGGAAUUAUCGUCCAGAUCAUUGUAUCUAUGGCAGUAACUGUGCGUCAGCUGAAGAGGACGGCAUCUACAUACUGCAUGGAAACAGAGGGGUUUACCACGACCACAAACAACCUGCCUUCAGGGCUGUAUACGAGGCCAUACGGAAGUACUCCUUUGGCGCCGACCCAGUGACUUCUUUAUUGGAUCCACUCGAAGAGGAGCUGUUGAAGACGACGCACACGUACUGUGGUAAAUCCCACACACUCCUCACCAAGAAACUGGCACACAGCCUGGCAAAUGUCAACAGGAAGGCUCCACGUGGACGGUGACAAAACCUAAUCACAAUAAUGGGACGGGGGCCAAGGAGAAGCUUUGACUUAAGCCUCAUAAGCUUGGUCAGAAAGACUCGAUUGUGAUUGGCUGUACAAACUUCUUGUCCUUGAGCAAGAAACUAGACGGCUCACUUGGACUCUUGCAAGCUCCACGCUGCUUUGAACAACAGGGGUUUUUGACUGAUAUACAAAAAAUGGAACCACUACAGCUCUGUAAACAUGUUUUACUUGGCAAACUGUUGAGUAACAGUGAACCUGAGUUGUCCAAAAUGCAUCUGUGGAUAAAUGAGUGGAGCUUUUAGAUUAUUUUAGUGAACAGCUGCUCCAUAAACAGUCGGAUUGUCUCAAACUGAGACUGCUCUCCUUUUGUAAGUUGCUCUGGAUAAGAGCGUAAUGUAAAAGUCUGUUGUAAACUUUAUGAAAGGCAGUCAGCCUUGUAGUGUCAGUGGACAUAUGGAUUUUUUUUCUCCCAGGUGUUUCCAUUAUAGACUCUCACAACAUUUUAUAUUUUACUGAGAACUGAUGUUUUCUUUUUGUCUUUAAAGCAUCUACUCUCUUCCACGUACUAACUUUCUCCUUUCAGUGCCUUUGGUUACUGUCUAAAGGUGAAUAAUCCUCAUGGUGCAAAAGAUGUGUAAAAAGUUCGGAAGAGGAGCUCUUGACUUUCCAUAUUGGAGAAUUUAUUGAACCAUGUGAAACACUCUUAUUGAAAGAGACAAAAGAAUCAUACGAGAACUAGACAAAGGCUUUCAGCAGGGCCUGGUUUUAAAGAUGCAUGCACUGGUCCACUUUUUCAUCCUUCAGAAACCACUUCAGUACCGGCGAAAUGGAAGAGAAGUCGUUUCGGAGAACAUGCAUGGAAUAAUAAUUUCUGAGUUUGUACAGUGAUUAUGUAAUAGUAUGUGAUUUUGCAGUGGCAGGGGCUGAGCAUAUGGGAACCUCUAUCAGAGUACUGCUUUCCUGAAGUUUUGUCCAUAGAAAUAGAAUGAGAGAGUAGAACUGAUGUUCACUUAAAAUCAACAUAGCAGGAUGAUCAGAGUGGCAGCCAUUUUUACGUGUACCAUUGCUAUUGCAGCUUUUGUAGCGGGCUUACUUUCGCAUCUUCAAACCGACUUAGGAUGAGUCACAAAUCCACUGAGGUGUAGUUUUGCAGUAACAACCAAACGAGCAGUGAAGUACAAUGUUUUGAAAAAAGUAACCCGUUACUUGUAAAAGUUUCUUGUUGCCAUCACCUGUUUGUCGAAACGUGAUGUAACGUUUCUGUAGCUGCCUCACUCGGUGAAUUAAGGGCUUAUUUCGCUGGUGAUUGUUGGGACAGUGGACUAAAGCCCUGUUUCUACUCAACACUACCAGUAUGGUACCUUAGGAACCAAAAGUAACCCUUCAGACAUGGUACCUAGACCCUAGUGUUUCCACCGCAAACAGUACUCUUAAAUGUGAG